This is a messenger RNA of Knipowitschia caucasica, 852 nucleotides long. The record is from the annotation of a GenBank genome assembly. Lineage: Eukaryota; Metazoa; Chordata; Actinopteri; Gobiiformes; Gobiidae.
AUGAAGGUGGGGGUGAGGAUGGAGGUGAGGGUGAGGGUGGAGGUGAGGAUGGAGGUGAGGAUGGUGGUCAGGGUGAAUGUGGGGGUGAGGGUGAGGGUGGAGGUGAGGGUGAGGGUGGAGGUGAGGAUGGAGGUGAGGGUGAAGGUGGGGGUGAGGGUGAAGGUGAGGGUGAAGGUGAGGGUGAAGGUGGGGGUGAAGGUGGGGGUGAAGGUGAGGGUGGGGGUGAAGGUGGGGGUGAGGGUGGAGGUGAGGAUGGUGGUCAGGGUGAAUGUGGGGGUGAGGGUGAGGGUGGAGGUGAGGGUGAGGGUGGAGGUGAGGAUGGAGGUGAGGGUGAAGGUGGGGGUGAGGGUGAAGGUGAGGGUGAAGGUGAGGGUGAAGGUGAGGGUGAAGGUGAGGGUGAAGGUGGGGGUGAAGGUGGGGGUGAAGGUGAGGGUGGGGGUGAAGGUGAGGGUGAAGGUGAAGGUGUGGGUGAAGGUGAGGGUGAAGGUGAAGGUGUGGGUGAAGGUGAGGGUGAAGGUGAAGGUGUGGGUGAAGGUGAGGGUGAAGGUGUGGGUGAAGGUGAGGGUGAAGGUGAAGGUGUGGGUGAAGGUGAGGGUGAAGGUGAAGGUGUGGGUGAAGGUGAGGGUGAAGGUGAAGGUGUGGGUGAAGGUGAGGGUGAAGGUGAAGGUGUGGGUGAAGGUGAGGGUGAAGGUGAAGGUGAGGGUGAAGGUGAAGGUGUGGGUGAAGGUGAGGGUGAAGGUGAAGUCUGAAGUAAAAUAUCUCCAGGAAAUUUACCGCAGACGUCAAGUGGAAGGAUGGCCCAGUCAUCACACAAUGUUUUUACAGAGUCCCUUCUCAACUUGCCUCAAUUAA